UGUGCCUGCACCACAAACUCUUGGAGGCAACAUGACGGCUCCGGUUUCCUUCUUCAUCUUUGCUGUCCUGUUCGCAACAGCUAGAAGAGGGUCUUCUAUACAGUGUCAGACAUGCUUCUAUUUAAAUGGCACCUGUGUCGAACCCGUCGAGCCCUGUGAGCCUGUGUUUGAUGCCUGUAUCUCCGUAGUGAUUGAAGCAAAAUCAUCUGUCUGGAAGGUGAGAAGUACCAAUAACCAAUGCACAACUCGUAAGAAGUGCACUCCUGGUCCAAUAUUUAGGGAUCUUGAAAAUGGAUAUCAGGAGGUGGGGAACAGCAUCUGCUGUACAACUGAUGGCUGUAACGUAGCAACGCCUGCAAUACCAAAGAGGGAUGAAGUCUUAAACGGGCUACGGUGCCCUUUCUGUAAUGCUGAGGGAUUUGACACAUGCAAAGAGGAGGUCAUCAGUUGCAAAGGAUCAGCAACUCAUUGUUUCACCAGGAGAGCAGGAGAUAAAACAGUCACCACAAUAAACGAUGUUACUACCACCACGUAUGAGAUCACCCAAAAAGGCUGUGCCACGGAAUCAUUCUGUGCCAACGCAGCAGAUGCAGGACUAAUCUUUUCCGGGAACAUAACUCUAUGGGGUGCUCCUGAAGUCAUAUGCAGAGCAGCGUACUCUGGAGGAACAAAUAUAGGCUCUGAUUCAACCAUGCUCUACCUCCACAUCUUGGCUGGACUUCUAAUGACAAAAUCUUUCCAUCACUGUUUUUUCUAGUACAAACUAUGACACAUUCCUGUUGACUCUUAAUCCCGCCGUGUACAUCUCACCUUCUAUAGCUUCUCAUUUCCUAUCUAGUUUGCUUUGUGUUAUUUGAGGUCUUCUCUUCCUUUCUCUGGAGGCUUGCCAAAGUCUGAGCCUGUGUACUUUCUAGAAGCAACGAGAGAGUAUUUUUACAAUCACUUAACAUGCUUUUGAUAUUUCCUGUAUACAUAGUGGCCUUGACCUGGAUAGCCCAGGUAAGCCUGAUCUAAUCAGAUCUCAGAGGCUAAGCAGGGUCAGCCUUGGUUAGUAAUUGGAUAGGAGACCUCCAAAGACCAGGGUUGCAGAGGCAGGCAAUGGCAAACCACCUCAGUUAGUGUCUUUCCUUGAAAAUCCCAGCAGGGGUCACCAUAAGUUAGCUAUGACUUAUACAUCCCUUCUACCACCUUAUACAUAGCGAAAAGGUUAAUGCCGUGUUGGCAUGACCAUACAUUUGAUUGACAAAUGGCUCACUUCUCAUUUUUGCCUCUAACCACACAGCCCAGGUAGUGCAGGAAGAAUUCAGUGGUGCUUUUUGUCUCAUGUCUAAAGCAAGGUUACAUGUUAAAACAUUUGGCACUUUUCACAGAAAGCUUUAUAUAUAUAAAUCAGAGAAUAUGUGCAUUGUCUUCCUUGGAACGUUGGGGUUUUACAUUGCUGUGUGUGCUCCCUAUUUCCCUUAAUUAUCAGAAAUUUCAAGGUCAAAGCUUUAUGUAAAAGCACUUCCCCAUAUAUAAUUUUAUUAGUUAACAUUCCUGUAGGAGCUCUUAUCCGACCGUCCCCCAACUGACCUCUCAAGCUUUCUGUUAACUGUUCCUUUAGCAGCCCACUGGUUUAAAAAGUGUAGCUGGAUUUGCUUAAUAUCAUUUGUUUUGCCAAUAGAAAUAGGCAACCUUCAUACAGCCCCAACGCAGUGUUAAUUUCAGCCACAAAGCCUUUAUGUAACCUUGUUAUUCAAGUUGUAGGCAUCAACUGGACUAUACCUCUGGCAUUAUCAUGGAAGAGUGGCACAUAAGUAAGGCUAAGAACAGUUUUUACUGAAACUGAAGUGUUGAUGUUUUUAACUUAAUAUUAUUGUUGUUUUUUUAAUGUUUUUAUUAUUUUUUAUUAUUGUUGUUUUUUAUCUUUUAUUGUAACUUUUAAAUGUUGUUAUCCACUCUGAACCCACUUGCAGGGA
This is a messenger RNA of Eublepharis macularius, 1958 nucleotides long. RefSeq names its product phospholipase A2 inhibitor and Ly6/PLAUR domain-containing protein-like. The record is from RefSeq and is a predicted model, not a curated record. The coding region runs from base 32 to 757 and encodes 241 amino acids. The transcript is spliced from 5 exons. Lineage: Eukaryota; Metazoa; Chordata; Lepidosauria; Squamata; Eublepharidae.